AUGGCGAGCACAGUUGCAUUUGAGUUCAACAAAGCAACUCUGAAAUUGAGAAGGAGUCUCCAUAUAUCACCCAGGAAUUCGCCUGAAGUUCAGAGAAAAUCAGAUGUCGGAGACAUUGAAAUCGAAUCACCGGGAAGCACGCAGAGCACAUCACGAAAAUGCUCAAAACGUAAUCGACAGCUGUGCGCAGAGCUCUCUUCUUUUGCACUAUAUCCUCUCUUCGGCGCCCUCUCUCCAUCUCAUUUUUCAUCGCCAAACCUUCUAUUUCAAAGCAAUAAAAAGCCACCUAAAAAGGUGGUCGAAUUUCUACAGUUAUCCGACACGGACAUGUAUCAAGUCAUGUGUUUUUUGAAUCCCAGAUCACUGUUGAAUCUGUCUCAAACGUGUGGCCGUCUACGGCAACUCUGUCUGGCCAAUGAAGAAAAUAUUGAAAAGAUAGAUGUUACUUCGCAUGAAAUAGUAAUUUCAUUCAAUCAAGUCCGGCGUCAAACUGAAGUCCGUUUGCUGAAAAGAGAAAGAACGCGUUCUGACCCUCAAUUCACAUGUUCAAAUAUCCGAGGUCUUCUGUCACCUUUCUCUCGUGCUCUAACAAAAAUCACAUUCGAAACAACUGUAUUUGUAACUGAUUGGCUUGAGGAAAUCCUUGAUCUGCAUAGAGAAAACCGCCUGAUUCCUUUAAGUCUUGUUUUCACAGGAGGUGCUCUAACGAAAGGAAAACAAUUAACUGGAGCUGAUUUACGAUCAAUUACUGAAGCUAAAUUCAUUGAUUUUGUCUCAACACUGCAACCUCAUUUACAGGAAGUUCAAUUGAGCACUUCAAGGAUUUUCAAAGUGAGCAGCAAUCCACCUCGCCUUCUUUCUAUGAUUACAAUGCUGUCAAGUUUUGGAAUCGUCUACGAACGACCUCCUGUCCACUUCUACCAUCAAGAUAUUUCAGAAGCCGUCACGUUUUGGCGCACGGAUUCCCUCUCCAGAAAUUGUGACAUUUUCAUGCGUCGGCCCCAUGAUAUCUCUGUCGAAGCGUGGCAGAAGCUGAGUGGGUCAAUAGAGGAAAGCCGGAUCGACCCAUACACAGAUGAAGUUCUUGUUUCGAAAAUCACAAUCAAACACUCUUUCCUUGUACAUAUCGACUUAGUCUUCCAUUUUCAUUGA
This is a messenger RNA of Caenorhabditis briggsae, 1152 nucleotides long. Gene Ontology annotation, molecular function: protein binding. Bases 1 to 1152 code for a protein of 383 amino acids. The transcript is spliced from 8 exons. Lineage: Eukaryota; Metazoa; Nematoda; Chromadorea; Rhabditida; Rhabditidae. The record is from RefSeq and is a predicted model, not a curated record.